AUGACCCAAUUACAGAGCCUUGUAGCUUCUGUUUCGGUUCUAUCUUUACUUUCUGUUGCCGACGCUUGGUCUCCAACAAAUAGUUACGCUCCUGCUAAGGUUAACUGUGAUGGUAAGACAGGUCUUACCAGAGAGGCUGGCAAAAUCUCCGAUGCCGAAGCAUCGUGGUUAACUAAGAGAGAUCCUAUCACCAGCACUGCUCUAAAGUCUUUCCUUGACCGUGUUACAUCCAAUUUUGAAGACAAUUCUAUUGUUGAAAAAAUCUUUAGCCAAGCUGCUCCAAAAGCUGGUUAUGCUGCUUGUGGUGGUGGUUACCGUGGUAUGUUACUUGACGCUGGUACAGCUGCUGCUAUGGAUGAAAGGACUCCAGGUGCCAAUGAAUACGGUCUAGGUGGUCUAUUACAAGGUAUCACAUAUAUUACUGGUGUUUCUGGUGGUGCUUUCUACACUUCUACUGUUGCUUACAACAACUGGACUUCCGUUCAAGAGAUUAUUGAUCAAAUGAAUGACGGUGAUCACUCUAUUUGGGAUUUAUCCAACUCUCCAUUGAACCCAGGUGGUUCUGACACAGAAUAUACCGACCAAUUGUUCGCUGAUGUUGCUGCCUCUGUGAAGGCAAAGUCUGACGCUGGUUUCAAAGUUUCCCUAGGUGAUGCCUACGGUUUAAUCUGUGGUUACUAUAUGUACCCAUCCUUACCUCAAGGUGGUGCCACUUACCAAUGGUCUGAUAUUCAAGAUGUCGAUGCUUUCAAGAACGGUGAAAUGCCAAUGAUCAUGGAAGUUACCGCGAUUGUUCCUCCAGGUGAAACUACUGCUGGUCUAGAUGCUACCACUGUUGAAUUGAAUCCAUUCGAAUUCGGUUCAUGGGAACCAAGUAUUAAUGCCUUCUCUGAUAUGAAAUAUCUAGGUACCGAACUAUCCAACGGUAACCCUGUCAAUGAAGAUGAAUGUGUCUUAGGUUUUGAUAACGUUAACUUCAUCACUGGUGCUUCCACUGAUGUUAUCAACUACAUCAACACCCAAGGUAACCCAGUAUACACUUCUAUGGUUGCUCAAUUCAAGAACAAAUUCUUAGGUAACAUUACUACAGAAAGUGUGGACACCAAUAUUGUUUCUCCAAAUCCAUUCAAAGGUACUUCUUACUACAGUUCUAGUCAAGGUGACUCUCUUGUCGAGACUGAAAAUCUACGUUUAGUUGAUGGUGGUUACGGUGGUCAAGUUAUCCCAAUUACCCCAUUGAUGAGACAAGAACGUAACUUAGACGUUGUUAUUGCUACUGACAACUCUUUUGAUACUCCAGAAAUUUGGCCAAAUGGUCACUCUAUUAUCUCUACUUACACUCGUCAAUUCCACGACAUUGGUAAGACUGAUGCUUUCCCAUACGUUCCAGAUACGGAAACUUUUGCUGCUCUAGGUUUAACCGAAAACCCAACUUUCUUCGGUUGUGAUUCUUCCAACUUGACUGACUUGGCUUAUAUUCCACCUUUAGUUGUUUACUUACCAAACAGAAUGUACUCUUAUUCUUCUAAUAUCAGUACUUACACAUUUACUUACACUAAGGAAGAACGUCUAGCUAUGAUUCAAAACGGUUUCGAAAUCGCCACCAGAAAUAACAUGACUGACGACUCUGAAUUUGCUAGUUGUAUCGGUUGUGCUGUCAUAAGACGUAAGCAAGAACAAUUAGGUCUUGAAUGGCCAUCUGAGUGUGAAAAAUGUUUCGAAAGAUACUGUUGGAAUGGUACUUUGGCUAGUGAUUUAACCAGUAUAUCAAGCUCCACCAAUGGUUCAUCCUCCACCACCACUACAACACAAGAUGAUUCAUCUUACACCACCGAAUUGACAACCUUAAAUUCUAGCGAUAACUUCUCAACUAUUCACAUUGAAACAUCGACCACUAUUACUUGUCAUGAAUGUGAAGAGGCUCAAGCUACUGCGACCGCCGAAGUUUGCGAAGAAUGUGAAGAAAGUGAAGUUACUACUACUAUCGAAUGUGAAGAGUGCGAGGAAGCACAAGCACAAGCUACUGUUACUGCUGAAUGUGAAGAAUGCGAGGAAGCACAAGCUAACGGUCAUCAUUACACAACUACCACAUCUAUGACAACUACAACUGAAGUUUGCGAAGAAUGCGAAGAAGCUAAGGCCACUGCUACUGCUACUUCCAACGGUUCUUCCAACGGUUCUUCCAACGGUUCUUCCAACGGUUCUUCCAACGGUUCUUCCAACGGUUCUUCCAACGGUUCUUCCAACGGUUCUUCUAACGGUUCUUCCAACGGUUCUUCUAACGGUUCUUCAGGCAAGGCCUCUUCUUCAGUACCAACAAUCUUACAAGUUACAACUGCUCUACCAACCUCAUCUGCAUUCAGCAUGGUUCUGAACGAAAAUGCAGGUAACAAUGUGGGUAUCACUACUGGCCUAACUUUAAUGGCUAUUUUUGGUGCCUUCCUUGGUUUCAUGUAG
This is a messenger RNA of Maudiozyma barnettii, 2457 nucleotides long. RefSeq lists its product as uncharacterized. Gene Ontology annotation, biological process: glycerophospholipid catabolic process. Gene Ontology annotation, cellular component: cytosol; intracellular membrane-bounded organelle; extracellular region. NCBI's taxonomy places the organism in Eukaryota, Fungi, Ascomycota, Saccharomycetes, Saccharomycetales, Saccharomycetaceae. Gene Ontology annotation, molecular function: A2-type glycerophospholipase activity. The transcript has a single exon. Bases 1 to 2457 code for a protein of 818 amino acids. The record is from RefSeq and is a predicted model, not a curated record.